Culicoides brevitarsis is the source of this 1028-nucleotide messenger RNA. RefSeq names its product cyclin-dependent kinase 5 homolog (gene Cdk5). Lineage: Eukaryota; Metazoa; Arthropoda; Insecta; Diptera; Ceratopogonidae. Gene Ontology annotation, biological process: neuron apoptotic process; synaptic vesicle transport; protein phosphorylation. The transcript has 2 exons. Gene Ontology annotation, cellular component: nucleus; cytoplasm. The record is from RefSeq and is a predicted model, not a curated record. Bases 96 to 965 code for a protein of 289 amino acids. Gene Ontology annotation, molecular function: ATP binding; cyclin-dependent protein serine/threonine kinase activity.
UUCAAACUUUUCGUGACAUCUCCCCAAAUUCGUGUUCGAACCUUCAGUUACCUCAUCAUUAAAUCAAUAAAAAAAUCUUUUUACCGAAAAACAUCAUGCAAAAAUAUGAAAAACUCGAGAAAAUUGGCGAAGGAACGUACGGCACGGUCUUCAAGGGACGCAACAGAGACACUCUCGAAAUCGUGGCAUUAAAACGCGUUCGUCUCGACGAAGAUGACGAAGGAGUUCCCUCAUCUGCACUCCGCGAAAUUUGUCUCUUGAAGGAGCUGAAACACAAAAAUAUCGUUCGCUUGUACGACGUUUUGCAUUCCGACAAGAAACUCACGCUCGUGUUCGAGCAUUGCGAUCAGGAUCUCAAAAAGUACUUUGACAGCUUGAAUGGCGACAUCGACAUGGAAGUCGUCAAAUCUUUCAUGUACCAACUUCUGAGGGGCUUGCAAUUCUGUCACAGUCACAACGUUUUGCAUCGCGAUCUAAAAAGUCAAAAUUUGCUCAUCAACAAGAACGGCGAACUGAAAUUGGCUGAUUUUGGACUUGCACGAGCGUUUGGGAUUCCCGUCAAAUGUUACAGUGCGGAAGUUGUCACACUUUGGUAUCGCCCUCCGGAUGUCUUGUUUGGAGCAAAAUUAUAUACAACGAGUAUCGAUUUAUGGUCAGCUGGAUGUAUUUUCGCGGAAAUGGCGAACGCAGGAAGACCCUUGUUUCCCGGUUCAGAUGUCGAUGAUCAGCUGAAGAGAAUUUUUAAGCUUUUGGGAACUCCAACGGAAGAAAGCUGGCCUGAACUCACACAAUUGCCCGAUUUUAAACCAUUCCCGCCAUAUCCCCCAACUAAUUCAUGGAAUCAAGUUGUGCCAAGGUUAAACACAAAAGGACGAGAUUUGCUGCAAAAAUUGCUGAUUUGUCGACCAAACUUACGAAUUAGUGCGGAAAAGGCAAUGGCGCAUCCGUACUUUACUGACAGCUAAAUAGUUUUUCUCACUUUUCUAAAAAAAAAAUUAAAAUAAUAAUAAAUAAUUUCCGUACCUUUA